Molecule: messenger RNA, 2535 nt
Organism: Pongo pygmaeus (Bornean orangutan)
Lineage: Eukaryota; Metazoa; Chordata; Mammalia; Primates; Hominidae
Gene: SLC25A29
Product: solute carrier family 25 member 29
Biological process (GO): mitochondrial L-ornithine transmembrane transport
Cellular component (GO): mitochondrion
Molecular function (GO): high-affinity L-arginine transmembrane transporter activity
Source: RefSeq, a predicted model, not a curated record
CGGCGCCCCCGCCCAGGCCCUGCCGGCAGGCACGAGGGGCGGGGUGCGCGGCCCGAGGUGAGGGACCGCGGGCCGGAGGGGAUCCGGCGAGUCCGCCGCCGCGGAGGGACCAGCGCGGGUCUCGCCGCUGCCGCCGUCCCCACCAUCCCUGACCGCGCCUGCCCGGGCUCCGCGCCAGGAGGGGCGGCCAAGCUCAGCCCCGGCACCGCGAGAUCGGGGACCCCGACGGCGCCCAGCCCGGCGAAGGGCCUCAGGGGGAGGACAAGGAGGAAAGGCGGCGUCGCCGGGGACCCGGCCAUGGCGCUGGACUUCUUGGCUGGAUGCGCGGGGGCCACCCAGACCAGUCAGCUGUGGAGAGCAGCAGCCUGCAGAUGGGACACCAGCGCUGAGUGGGACAGAUGCUGGCUUGGCCUUGGGAUGUCACAUGCAUACCACACUGGACGUGAGGAUUCCAGGGGCUCAUGGGAUCUGCCUGCUGCACCCGCAGGUGUGGCCGGUGUGCUUGUGGGACACCCGUUUGACACGGUCAAGGUGCGGCUUCAGGUCCAGGGCGUGGAGAAGCCUCAGUACCGCGGGACGUUGCACUGCUUCAAGUCCAUCAUCAAGCAAGAGAGCGUGCUGGGCCUGUACAAGGGCCUGGGCUCGCCCCUCAUGGGGCUCACCUUCAUCAACGCGCUGGUGUUCGGGGUGCAGGGCAACACCCUCCGGGCCCUGGGCCACGACUCGCCGCUCAACCAGUUCCUGGCAGGUGCGGCGGCGGGUGCCAUCCAGUGCGUCAUCUGCUGCCCCAUGGAGCUGGCCAAGACGCGGCUGCAGCUGCAGGACGCAGGCCCAGCGCGCACCUACAAGGGCUCGCUGGACUGCCUCGCGCAGAUCUACGGGCACGAGGGUCUGCGUGGCGUCAACCGGGGCAUGGUGUCCACGCUGCUGCGUGAGACGCCCAGCUUCGGCGUCUACUUCCUCACCUAUGACGCUCUCACGCGGGCGCUGGGCUGCGAGCCGGGCGACCGCCUGCUGGUGCCCAAGCUGCUGUUGGCGGGCGGUACGUCGGGCAUCGUGUCCUGGCUCUCCACCUACCCUGUGGACGUGGUCAAGUCGCGGCUGCAGGCGGACGGACUGCGGGGCGCCCCGCGCUACCGCGGCAUCCUUGACUGCGUGCACCAGAGCUACCGCGCCGAGGGCUGGCGCGUCUUCACGCGGGGGCUGGCGUCCACGCUGCUGCGCGCCUUCCCCGUCAACGCUGCCACCUUCGCCACCGUCACCGUGGUGCUCACCUAUGCGCGCGGCGAGGAGGCCGGGCCCGAGGGCGAGGCUGUGCCCGCCGCCCCUGCGGGGCCUGCCCUGGCGCAGCCCUCCAGCCUGUGACGCUCACCCCGCCCUCCUUCCCCAGGGCUCCUUUUCAGAAACCAGGGACAUAAAUUGGCCCCUGAGUCGAUUGCCCUGCUUCCUGCUCGGAUGCUGGGGGCUGUGGAGUCUAUCAGACCUGGGCUGAAUUCUGAUGAUCAGCUGGGUAGUUUUGGCCGAGAACUUCACUUGCCUCAGUAUUCUCAUCUAUGAAAUAAGGACCCUCAUACCCACAUUGUAGAGUCACGAAGGUCAGAGAUUAUUCCCAGCGGCAGCCAGCACCUGGCCUGGCUGAGGCCAUUGCACCAUUAUCCUGGAGACUGAGGCAGACACUCCUGCCCCUUUCUGGGAUCCUGGCCACGCCAUUGUGCUCCUGCCCUGCAGACUGGCUCCCGGGGGUCUCUGAUGGCCAACCAAGGGGCCACCCAGGGACCUGCUAGCUCCACACAUCCUCCACCCAGGAGGGUGGUGGGCCACCCCUCUGGUCUGUGUUAGGGACAGAGGAAAACUUGGUGCGCCUCCUGGUGUCACAGAACUGGAUCCUCUGCAUACCCCAGCUUCUCCACAUGCCACUGCUAGGGGUAUCCCAGCUGCUGCCACUCCUGCUGGAGGAUGAACUGGGGACCCUGCACCCUCUGGGAAGCCAUGGAUUCUGCUGGAGGCACCAUAUCAGCCUACAGGACUAGGGUGGGGAGCAAACAGGCCAGCGGUGGAGGUCUCCACAGUUCAAGUGUGAUGCAGCUGUGGCAAGGAGAAAUCCUUCCGCCUCUGGGCCUUGGGCUGCCUGUCCAUAAAAUGGGGACAUGGCCAGCUGAUGGACAACUGAGUCUCCGGCCCACCUACCACCGCCAGCCAGGAUCCCCCAAGGUGUGCAGAGGGCUCAGCAGAGAACAGUAUGGGACCCCCCUCACCAGGGUGGGAACACCUCCAGCCACAAAGAAGCCAAAGGUCAGUCCCUCUGCUCACCAGCAAACGGUGCCUCCUAGGCAUUCUCAGUGCCAGGGCUUCAUCCCUGUGAAGGCACAGGGCCCGCUAGUGGGCACAGGGGUGGCUAGUUGGGGCCUGGGGCAGAAGAGGGCUGCACCAGGUGUCCUGGGGAAUAUGCUCAAGUGAAGACGACACUGGGCUUUGCACAGCCUGGCGUCGCUGUACAGAAACUGUCAAGGGAAUAAAGUGUUCUUUGUUUUUUAA